GAAGUGUAGUGUUCUAGAAAAAGGAAUUGAUUUUUGAGGAAUAAAAUUAUUAGUUUUAAAAAAUUAAUGGACCUGAUGACUGAACCAGAGCUUGAAUUUAGACCCAAUGAAGAAUUUCUUCAUCAGUUAGUUUCUAUGGGAAUAAAUCACGAUAUUGCUGUUCAGGCAUUAUUUUGUACGGGAAAUACAUCACUAGACGAAGCAGCAGAAUAUGUGUUUAACAGUCAAGAGGAAGAUGCUAGGACCUUUGGUAGUCACGAUGCAAAAGCAGAUAGUUCUGAUUCAGAUGGAGGAGAGCCUGCUGAGUAUUAUAAAAUGACGUUUGUUGUAAAUAGUUCUCUAAAAAUGGGCGUAGGCAAGAUAGCGGCACAAGUAGGUCAUGCUUGUUUGGGGUUAUUUCGAGAAAUUAUGAUGGAUAAAAAGGAUGAACUCGGCAAUUGGGAAUGUUAUGGAGAGAAGAAAAUAGUACUAAAGGGUAUUGAUGAAUCUCACUUAAAAGAGCUUUACGAAAAAGCCAAGGAGAAAAACAUUCCGUGUUAUCUCGUCAGAGAUGCAGGACACACACAGAUAGCCCCAGGAUCUGUAACUGUUCUCAGUUUGUUUGGAUUGGAAGAGAAUGUUAAUAGUGUGACAGGAAAACUUAGUUUGUUGUGAUAUGUUUUAUAAAUCCACAAAGUAGCUAAAGUACUAAUACGUUUUUUGGUUGGACUGAGUAUGUAUUACAUGAGUUGUUGUUAUUAUUAUCAGUAGGUAGAAAACUAUUAGUUUGUUACUAGGAUUAUUGGUGUAUGCUGAGAGUUUUGCUGUAUUUUAAAUGAUAGUCUACAUUAGUAGUGAUGUGGUAUGCUAUUUUGUGACAAAACAAAUAAUUAUCUAACCUUACACUAAUGUAGUCUGUUAAUAGAGUCAAAGUUUUACAUAUAUAAAACUGAUCGUUUUAUCAUAGAUAUUAUUUUUAACUCAAUUUUUUAAUAAAAAUAAUCCCGCAUUUGUGUUAAUUAUAAGUGAAAUGAUAAUUCAAAUAAUUUAAGCUACCAGACAUACAUUUCUUAAUUAUUUAGCACUUUUAUUAAUCAUAUACCUAUAUCAACAAAAUAUUCCAAUAUCGGCUUAACAGUUUACAUUUUGCUAUACUACUUAUUGAAUAAUUUAUAAUAUAUAUGUAUGUAUUGAU
Molecule: messenger RNA, 1174 nt
Organism: Diabrotica balteata
Lineage: Eukaryota; Metazoa; Arthropoda; Insecta; Coleoptera; Chrysomelidae
Source: the annotation of a GenBank genome assembly